AUGAAGUUCGCUACCUCCGUCUUCACCCUUGCGCUUCUUCUCGUGUUCACCAGAACCGUCCACGCCUUCUUCGAAGCGGCUGCCUUGCAAUUGUUUAUUCUCAUCGAGGCUGCCGUCUUCCUCAUCAUCUACACCGGCGAAAUCCCCGCCCCGCCUCUGUUCUUGAGGCAACCCACCCUUCCCCCGCCUGUCAGCGAAACCCUCCGCAUUGAAGGCGUCACCCUCCAAGUCGCCGAUUCGCUGGCGGAGUUGCUGCUUGUGGUGCAUGCCGAGUUGUCGGCACCGACACUGAUUGUUGCCACCCCACUGGCACCGACACUGAUUGUUGCCGCCCCACUGGCACCGGAGAUGCUGCUUGCAUCUCCAGCACAACUGCUGUCGCUGACUAUCGACCACCCUACCCCGUCGAUUUCGUCUACCAUCGUGUCGCUGUUGCAACUGGUCUUCGAGCUCUUUACCCCGCCGAUUUUGUUUGCAAAAGCGCUGCAUCGGAUUUUCAAGCUCUAUGUCCCGCCGAUUUUGUCUACCAUCGUGUCGCUGUUGCAACUGAUUUUCGAGCUCUUUACGCCGCCGAUUUUCUUUACUAUCGCGUCGCUGUUGCAACUGGGUUUCAAGUUCCUUUCCCCGCUGGUUUUGUUUGGUUUCGUGCCGCUGUUGCCGUUUCUACGUGUCUUCAGCGCCGUGAAGGAGUUGUGCACGUCGGUUUCAGUUCGUCUUGCGACGCUACCUUGGAACUCCCUUUUUCAGGGUCUCACGUUUUGCGCCCUCGUUUACCAAACUCACUUGAUCACAAAGAUCAAUGUUCUUCUCACACUCAUCGAGCAGGAGCUUCGGCGUGUUCGCGAAGAUGACAACGACGCUGGCGAUCUCCCAAAUUUCUUCCCGGAAAGAGAGCCCUUCGUCGCCACUGACGUCAUCAGAGCGAUGGAACAUGCCGCCGCAAGAGAGCCUCACCCUCAAGCGACAUACACUGCAAUCACCGCCUCAGAGGCGAGAACUUUGAAUCCUCGGACUGGUACUGGCCACCCCAGUCCCGGGACUUCAAAUUCUCGUCCUGUCGCAGGUAGUAGUGCUGUCGCCGCCACAGGGCAGAGAAAGUUGGAUCCUGGGGCUGGUACUGGCCGCACCAGUCUCGAGAUCCCACGUUUUCGUCCCGUCGGAGGGAGCAGUGCUGACACCGCCUCAGUGGCGAGAACUUUGAAUCCUGGGGCUGGUACUGGCCACCCCAGUCCCGGGACUUCAAAUUCUCGUCCUGUCGCAGGUAGUAGUGCUGUCGCCGCCACAGGGCAGAGAAAGUUGGAUCCUGGGGCUGGUACUGGCCGCACCAGUCUCGAGACUACACGUUUUCGUCCUGUCGGGGGGAGCCGUGCUGACACCGCCUCAGAGGCGAGAAAUUUGAAUCCUGGGGCUGGUACUGGCCCCACCCGUCCCGGGACUUCAAAUUCUCGUACUGACGGUGGCAACAUGGCAGCCCCCGAAAAUGGCGAAGGCUUUCCGUGGCAAGAGCCGGAAACGUUAGCUGAAACCCGGAUGGCGAUUCGUGUGGCUAACGACUGGUUGCAAGCCAACCAAAACUGA
This is a messenger RNA of Diutina rugosa, 1578 nucleotides long. RefSeq lists its product as uncharacterized. Bases 1 to 1578 code for a protein of 525 amino acids. The record is from RefSeq and is a predicted model, not a curated record. NCBI's taxonomy places the organism in Eukaryota, Fungi, Ascomycota, Pichiomycetes, Serinales, Debaryomycetaceae. The transcript has a single exon.